Closterium sp. NIES-65 is the source of this 5763-nucleotide messenger RNA. The record is from the annotation of a GenBank genome assembly. NCBI's taxonomy places the organism in Eukaryota, Viridiplantae, Streptophyta, Zygnematophyceae, Desmidiales, Closteriaceae.
AUGGUGUCGUCGACCUGCCUAGCUCCCGUUGCUGCAGUUAUCUCCGCACACGUGGUCCUGGACGUGGUCGUGGACGUGGUCGUGGACGUGGUCGUCCACGACGUGGACUUGGACGUGGACAAGGACGUGGACGUGGAUGUGGUCGUCCACGACGUGGACCUGGACGUGGUCGUGGACGUGGACGUGGACGUGGACGUGGACGUGGUCGUGGACGUGGACGUGGAUGUGGACGUGGUCGUGGACGUGGACGUGGACGUGGACGUGGUGGACGUGGACGUGGACGUGGAGGACGUGGACGUGGACGUGAACGUGGACGUAGACGUGGACGUGGACGUGGUCGUGGACGUGGAGGUGGACGCGGACGUGGACGUGGAGGUGGACGCGGACGUGGACGUGGAUGUGGACGUGGUCGUGGACGUGGAGGACUUGGACGUAGACGUGGUCGUGGACGUGGACGUGGACGUGGACGUGGUUGUGGACGUGGACGUGGUCGUGGACAUGGACGUGGACGUGGACGCGGACGGGGACAGGGACGCGGACGGGGACGGGGACGUGGACGGGGACGUGGACGUGGACGUGAACGUGGACGUGGUCGUGGACGUGGUCGUGGACGUGGACUUGGAGAUGGACGUGGACGUGGACGUGGACGUGGAGGUGGUCGUUGACGUGGACGUGGUCGUGGACGUGGACGUGGACGUGGUCGUGGACGUGGACGUGGCUGUGGAGUGGACGUGGACGUGGACGUGGACGUGGAUGUGGUCGUGGAUCCUGGAUGUGGUCGUGGACGUGGUCUUGGACGUGGUCGUCCACGACGUGGACAUGGACGUGGACGUGGACGUGGACGUGGACGUGGUCGUCCACGACGUUGACCUGGACGUGGUCGUGGACGUGGACGUGGACGUGGACAUGGUCGUGGACAUGGACGUGGACGUGGACGUGGACGUGGUCGUGGACGUGGACGUGGACGUCGUGGACGUGGAGGACGUGGACGUGGACGUGGACGUGGACGUGGACGUGGACGUGGACGUGGACAUGGACGUGGACGUGGUCGUGGACGUGGACGUGGACGUGGACGUGGACGUGGACAUGGACGUGGACGUGGUCGUGGACGUGGACGUGGACGUGGACGUGGAGCUGGACGUGGACGUGGACGUGGACGUGGUCGUGGACGUGGAGGACUUGGACGUGGACGUGGACCUGGACGUGGUCGUGGACGUGGACGUGGUCAUGGACGUGGACGUGGUCGUGGACGUGGACGUGGACGUGGUCGUGGACGUGGACGUGGACGUGGACGUGGACGUGGACGUGGUCGUGGACGUUGAGGACUUGGACGUGGACGUAGUCGUCCACGUGGACGUGGACGUGGUCGUCCACGUGGACGUGGACGUGGACGUGGUUGUGGUCGUGGUCGUGGAUGUGGACGUGGACGUGGACGUGGAUGUGGACAUGGUCCUGGACGUGGUCGUGGACGUGGUCGUGUACGUGGUCGUCCACGACGUGGACUUGGACGUGGACGUGGACGUGGACGUGGACGUGGUCGUCCACGACGUGGACCUGGACGUGGUCGUGGACGUGGACGUGGACGUGGACGUGGUGGACGUGGACGUGGCCGUGGACGUGGACGUGGACGUGGACGUGGUCGUGGACGUGGACGUGGACGUGGACGUGGUCGUGGACGUGGACGUGGACGUGGACGUGGACGUUGUGGACGUGGACGUGGACAUGGAGGACGUGGACGUGGACGUGGACGUGGACGUGGACGUGGACGUGGUCGUGGACGUGGAGGACUUGGACGUGGACGUGGAUGUGGACGUGGACGUGGACGUGGACGUGGACGUGGUCGUGGACGUGGUCGUGGACGUGGACGUGGAGAUGGAGGUAGACGUGGUCGUGGACGUGGACGUGGUCGUGGACGUGGACGUGGAUGUGGACGUGGACGUGGAGGUGGUCAUGGAAGUGGACGUGGUCGUGGACGUGGAGGACUUGGACGUGGACAUGGUCGUCCACGUGGACGUGGACGUGGUUGCGGUCGUGGUCGUGGAUGUGGACGAGGACGUCGACGUGGACGUGGACGUGGUCGUGGACGUGGUCGUGGACGUGGUCCUGGACGUGGUCGUCCACGACGUGGACUUGGACGUGGACGUGGAUGUGGUCGUCCACGACGUGGACCUGGACGUGGACGUGGACGUGGACCUGGACAUGGACGUGGACGUGAACGCGGACGUGGACGUGGUCGGGGACGUGGACGUGGACGUGGACGUGGACACGGACGUGGACGUCGUCGGGGACGUGGACGUGGACGUUGACGCGGUCGUGGACGUGGUCGUGGACGUGGACGUGGAUGUGGACGUGGACGUGGACGUGGACGCGGACGUGGACGCGUUCGUGGACGUGGUCGUGGACGUGGUCGUGGACGUGGACGUGGACGUGGUCGUGGACGUGGUCGUGGACGUGGUCCUGGAUGUGGACGUGGACGUGGACGUGGACGUGGUGGACGUGGACGUGGACGUGGUGGACGUGGACGUGGUCGUGGACGUGGUCGUGGACGUGGACGUGGAGAUGGACGUGGACGUGGUCGUUGACGUGGACGUGGACGUGGACGUGGACGUGGACGUGGACGUGGAGGUGGUCGUGGACGUGGACGUGGAGGACUUGGACGUGGACGUGGUCGUCCACGUGGACGUGGACGUGGAUGAGGUUGUGGUCGUGGUCGUGGAUGUGGACGUGGACGUCGACGUCGAUGUGGACGUGUACGUGGUCCUGGACGUGGACGUGGACGUGGUGGACGUGGACGUGGCCGUGGACGUGGACGUGGACGUGGAUGUGGUCGUGGACGUGGUCAUGCACGUGGACGUGGAGAUGGACGUGGACGUGGUCGUGGACGUGGACGUGGACGUGGUCGUGGUCGUGGACGUGGACGUGGACGUGGAGGUGGUCGUGGACGUGGACGUGGUCGUGGGCGUGGAGGACGUGGACGUGGACGUGGUCGUCCACGUGGACGUGGACGUGGACGUGGUUGUGGUCGUGGUCGUGGAUGUGGACGUGGACGUGGACGUCGACGUGGACGUGGACGUGGUCCUGGACGUGGACGUGGACGUGGUCGUGGACGUUGUCACGGGCGCCUAUCUCUAUGGGCGCCUAUCUCUAGGGGCGCCUAUCUCUAGGGGCGCCUAUCUCUAUGGGCGCCUAUCUCUAGGGGCGCCUAUCUCUAUGGGCGCCUAUCUCUAUGGGCGCCUAUCUCUAGGGGACCAGGCCCAUACGACCAAGCCCAUACGUUUGCACUUUCCAUCACCCAACCCCAUUCUCCCUCCUUCUAUCACCCCGCCCCAUUCUCCCGUUUUCCAUCACCCCGCCCCAUUCUCCCGCUUUCCAUCACCCCGCCCCAUUCUCCCGCUUUCCAUCACCCCGCCCCAUUCUCCCGCUUUCCAUCACCCUGCCCCAUUCUCCCUCUUUCCAUCACCCCGCCCCAUUCUCCCUCUUUCCAUCACCGCGCCACAUUCUCCCUCUUUCCAUAACCCCGCCCCAUUCUCCCGCUUUCCAUCACACCGCCCCAUUCUCCCGCUUUCCAUCACCCCGCCCCAUUCUCACUCUUUCCAUAUUCCCGCCCCAUUCUUCCGCUUUCCAUCACCCCGCCCCAUUCUCCCUCUUUCUAUCACCCCGCCCCAUUCUCCCGCUAGCCAUCACCCCGCCCCAUCUCCCGCUUUCCAUCACCCCGCCCCAUUCUCCCGCUUUCCAUCACCCUGCCCCAUUCUCCCGCUUUCCAUCACCCCACCCAGUUCUCCCGCUUUCCAUCACCCCGCCCCAUUCUCCCGCGUUCCAUCACCCCGCCCCAUUCUCCCGCUUUCCAUCACCCCCCAUCACCCCGCCCCAUUCUCCCGCUUUCCAUCACCCCGCCCCAUUCUCCCGCUUUCCAUCACCCCGCCCUGUUCUCCCGCUUUCCAUCACCCCGCCCCAUUCUCCCUCUUUCCAUCAACCUGCCCCAUUCUCCCUCUUUCCAUCACCGCGCCCCAUUCUCCCUCUUUCCAUAACCCCGCCCCAUUCUCCCGCUUUCCAUCACCCUGCCCCAUUCUCCCGCUUUCCAUCACCCCCACCCCGCCCCGUUCUCCCGCUUUCCAUCACCCCGCCCUAUUCUCCCGCUUUCGACCACCCCGCCCCAUUCUCCCGCUUUCUGUCACCCUCCCCCAUUCUCCUGCUUUCCAUCAACCCACCCCAUUCUCCCUCUUUCCAUCACCCCGCCCCAUUCUCCCGCUUUCCAUCACCCACCCCAUUCUCCCGCUUUCCAUCACCCCGCCCUAUUCUCCCGCUUUCCAUCACCCGCCCCAUUCUCCCGCUUUCCAUCACCCCGCCCCAUUCUCCCGCUUUCCAUCACCUCGCUCCAUUCUCCCGCUUUCCAUCACCCCGCCCCAUUCUCCCGCUUUCCAGCACCCCGCCCCAUUCUCCCGCAUUCCAUCACCCCGCCCGAUUCUCCUGCUUUCCAUCAAACCUCACAAUUCUUCCGCUUUCCAUCAUCCCGCCCCAUUCUCCCUCUUUCUAUCACCCUGCCCCAUUCUCCCACUUGCCAUCACCCCGCCCCAUUCUCCCGCUUUCCAUCACCCCGCCCUAUUCUCCCGCUUUCCAUCACCCGCCCCAUUCUCCCGCUUUCCAUCACCCCGCCCCAUUCUCCCGCUUUCCAUCACCCCGCCCUGUUCUCCCGCUUUCCAUCACCCCGCCCCAUUCUCCCUCUUUCCAUCAACCUGCCCCAUUCUCCCUCUUUCCAUCACCGCGCCCCAUUCUCCCUCUUUCCAUAACCCCGCCCCAUUCUCCCGCUUUCCAUCACCCUGCCCCAUUCUCCCGCUUUCCAUCACCCCGUCCCAUUCUCCCGCUUUCCAUCUGCCCGCCCCAUUCUCCCGCUUUCUAGCACCCCGCCCCAUUCUCCCGCUUUCUAUCACCCCGCCCCAUUCUCCCGCUUUCCAGCACCCCGCCCCGUUCUCCCGCUUUCCAUCACCCCGCCCUAUUCUCCCGCUUUCGACCAGCCCGCCCCAUUCUCCCGCUUUCUGUCACCCUCCCCCAUUCUCCUGCUUUCCAUCAACCCACCCCAUUCUCCCUCUUUCCAUCACCCCGCCCCAUUCUCCCGCUUUCCAUCACCCGCCCCAUUCUCCCGCUUUCCAUCACCCCGCCCUAUUCUCCCGCUUUCCAUCACCCGCCCCAUUCUCCCGCUUUCCAUCACCCCGCCCCAUUCUCCCGCUUUCCAUCACCUCGCCCCAUUCUCCCGCUUUCCAUCACCCCGCCCCAUUCUCCCGCUUUCCAGCACCCCGCCCCAUUCUCCCGCAUUCCAUCACCCCGCCCGAUUCUCCUGCUUUCCAUCAAACCUCACAAUUCUUCCGCUUUCCAUCAUCCCGCCCCAUUCUCCCUCUUUCUAUCACCCUGCCCCAUUCUCCCACUUGCCAUCACCCCGCCCCAUUCUCCCGCUUUCCAUCACCCCGCCCCAUUCUCCCUCUUUCCAUCACCCCGCCCCAUUCUCCCUCUUUCCAUAACCCCGCCCCAUUCUCCCGCUUUCCAUCACCCCGCCCCAUUCUCCCGCUUUCCAUCACCUCGCCCCAUUCUCCCGCUUUCCAUCACCCCGCCCCAUUCUCCCUGUUUCCAUCACCCCGCCCCAUUCUCCCUCUUUCCAUCACCGCGCCCCUUUCUCCCUCUUUCCAUAACGCCGCCCCAUUCUCCCGCUUUCCAUCACCCCGCCCCAUUCUCCCGCUUUUCAUCUGCCCGCCCCAUUCUCUCGCUUUCUAG